AUGGCAAGAACCAACAAAUGGAACAACCACCACUCCUCCGAGGAGACUGCCCGCUACUUCACCCACAACGGCCAUAUCGAUGCCGCUCCUAACGGAAUCAAGAAAGGUGGGGCUGGUAAGAACAACUGGGGAACCGUCGGAUCUGAGAUCGACGAUCUCAUCGACUCAGGUGAGAUUCCUCCAGUCUUCAAGAGGGAGAGAAGAGGUUCAAACCACUCCCAGCUUGAGAGAAGAUUCUCGAACGCCCAAAACCAAAGCAGCGCCCCAGCGGCGUCUGAUGACGACAAUGUUGAUGAAAAUGACUAUUAA
Messenger RNA from Kuraishia capsulata CBS 1993, 309 nucleotides. RefSeq lists its product as uncharacterized. NCBI's taxonomy places the organism in Eukaryota, Fungi, Ascomycota, Pichiomycetes, Pichiales, Pichiaceae. The transcript has a single exon. The record is from RefSeq and is a predicted model, not a curated record. Bases 1 to 309 code for a protein of 102 amino acids.